Fusarium musae is the source of this 651-nucleotide messenger RNA. RefSeq lists its product as uncharacterized. The transcript has a single exon. Bases 1 to 651 code for a protein of 216 amino acids. The record is from RefSeq and is a predicted model, not a curated record. NCBI's taxonomy places the organism in Eukaryota, Fungi, Ascomycota, Sordariomycetes, Hypocreales, Nectriaceae.
AUGGCCUCAAAACCAUAUGUGCCGAAUAUCUACAUCAUCGGACCGCAAUCUACGGGCAAAACAACACUAGUCAACGAGUUACAGGCUGAUCUAGAGCACGGGCUCGUCGACUCAUCAAUCGAUAAGCCACAAAUCGUCUCCGAGGUCGCCAGAAGUGUUCUCGCAAAACACAAAUACUCAGCAGAAGAUAUCCGAACAUCCAAAGUCAGGUGCCUCGAGCUCCAGCAACUCAUUCUCCAAGCACAAGCAGAGGCCGAGAAGGAAGCUCUCAAGACCUCGAGCUGGUUCAUAUCCGACCGUUCCGGGUUCGAUCCAUUGGUCUACGCAAAACGAUAUGCCUCCCCAGGAGUCGAGCAAGAGCUGCAGCAACUCGAAGCCUGGAAACAAGUCAAGGCAAGAAUGGAGACAUCUUUGAUCGUGGUCUGCGAAGCGGGCACCCCGUGGUUGAUGGAUGAUGGCGUGCGACUUAUGCCCGGAAGCGAGACAGAGUGGAUGCAAGUCUUUGAUGACUUUUGUCAAAUGUUGGAUGAGGUUGGCUUGGAGUAUUCUGUGGUGCCUCGGACGGUGUUGGAUAUCUCAGAGCGGGCAGAGCUUGUAUGGGCCAAGUGGAUCGAGAGACGACAAUCUCUGACGAGCGGUCAGUCAGAUUGA